UCCCCGAGUCCCCUCCCAGAACAAGCUCCAUUCGCCCAACCAACGGAAAGGUCUUCGCAUUCACACACAAAACUAAACCAAAGCCAAGCAAUCUCCUCUUCCUCAUCCUUCAAUUCUCCUUGCCAAGCAUCCGCGGUCUCAUCUGCUUCUUCCUCUUCGUCGGCGCGAUCCCUUCGGUUUCGUCCUACUCCGAGCGCGUAGCAGAUCCAUCGAUGGCGCUGACGCUGAGGUCCUCGACGUCUUUUCUCUCGCCGCUCGAACCCUCCUCCAAGCUCCACAAGGCCGAGGACGCGCCGCCCAGCUGCGUCGCGGUCCCCGCCGCGCCGUCCAGGCUGCGGGUCCUCAGGGCGGCUGCGCAGGCCCCUCUGUCGCCCAUGGAGGCUCCGGCGCCCGAGCUGCUGCACGGCCAGGCCCAACAGGCCCACUCCGGUGGCCAGAAGCGCGGCGGGGUUCCCGUGUACGUGAUGCUGCCGCUGGACACGGUGGGGCCCGGCGGGCAGCUGCUGCGGGCGCGCGCCCUGGCGGCGAGUCUGAUGGCGCUGCGGAGCGCCGGGGUGGAGGGGGUCAUGGUGGACGUCUGGUGGGGCGUCGUGGAGAGGGAGGGCCCCGGCCGGUACGACUGGGAGGGGUACGCCGAGCUCGUGCGCAUGGUGGAGCGCGCCGGCCUCCGCCUCCAGAUGGUCAUGUCCUUCCACCAGUGCGGCGGCAACGUCGGAGACUCCUGCAAUAUCCCGUUGCCUUCAUGGGUACUGGAGGAGGUGAGCGCCAACCCGGACAUCGUGUACACGGACAGGUCCGGGCGGCGGAACCCGGAGUACAUCUCCCUCGGCUGCGACACGCUGCCGGUGCUCAAGGGCCGGACCCCGGUCCAGGUCUACUCCGACUUCAUGCGCAGCUUCCGCGACAGGUUCAGCGGCUACCUCGGCACCGUCAUCGCCGAGAUCCAGGUCGGCCUGGGUCCUUGCGGGGAGCUCAGGUAUCCUUCCUACCCGGAGGCCAAUGGCACCUGGAGUUUCCCGGGCAUCGGCGAGUUCCAGUGCUACGACAAGUACAUGCGGGCGUCGCUGCAAGCGGCGGCGGCUGCUGCGGGGCACGAGAACUGGGGGACGAACGGGCCGCACGACGCCGGCGAGUACAAGCAGUUCCCUGAGGAGACGGGCUUCUUCCGUUGGGACGGCACGUGGAGCACCGAGUACGGCAGCUUCUUCCUCGAGUGGUACUCCGGGAUGCUCCUGGAGCACGGCGACCGCGUCCUGGCCGCGGCCGAGGCCGUCUUCGGCGGCACGGGCGCCAUGCUCUCCGCCAAGGUCGCCGGCAUCCACUGGCACUACCGAACCCGCUCCCACGCCGCCGAGCUCACGGCGGGGUACUACAACACCCGGAACCACGACGGGUACGCGCCGAUCGCCGGGAUGCUUGCCAAGCGCGGCGUCGUGCUCAACUUCACGUGCAUGGAGAUGAAGGACGAGCAGCAGCCGGGGCACGCCGGGUGCUCGCCGGAGCAACUGGUGCGGCAGGUCAGGGCGGCCGCGCGGGCGGCCAACGUGGAGCUCGCCGGCGAGAACGCGCUGGAGCGGUACGACGAGUCCGCGUUCGCGCAGGUCGCCGCCACGGCCGCGGCCGGCGACGCCGGCGCCGGGCUGAGCGCGUUCACGUACCUGCGCAUGAACAGGAACCUGUUCGACGGUGACAACUGGCGCCGGUUCGUGGCGUUCGUGAAGACCAUGGCGGACGGCGGCGGCGCGAGGACGGGGCUGCCGAGUUGCGACACGGGGCACUCGGACCUGUACGUCGGGUUCCUCGAGGCCGCCAACGAGAGGAGAGCGCCGGAGGCAGAGGCCGCCGCCGCCGCAUUGUAGGGAAUAGAUGCCAUGUGUAUAAGUACUGUGUGUGUGGUACGGCGAUUUGGGAAGGGAACUGUAUAAAUGAUGAUCAGGGGAGAGCAGGUUACAGAAUUUUAUAGCUGUAAUCGAGCUUUGGCGCCUCUGUUUUCUUCACUUGAAUUUAUCUAUUUGAGAAUUGAGACAUCUUUGUCGGAUGGAAAUUUCGUAA
Messenger RNA from Brachypodium distachyon (stiff brome), 2052 nucleotides. Its product is annotated as beta-amylase 3, chloroplastic. Gene Ontology annotation, biological process: polysaccharide catabolic process. The transcript has 2 exons. Bases 213 to 1859 code for a protein of 548 amino acids. NCBI's taxonomy places the organism in Eukaryota, Viridiplantae, Streptophyta, Magnoliopsida, Poales, Poaceae. Gene Ontology annotation, molecular function: beta-amylase activity. The record is from RefSeq and is a predicted model, not a curated record.